UUAGAAAUACGCAGCUAAGCCCAGCUGGACCUACGGACUCAGAGGGUGCUCUGAGAAGAUCUGUCAGAGCCUCUGGUUGUGGUCUCUGUGGUGACUGUAAAUAUACUUCCUCACAGCGGAAGACACUGGGUAAGCCAAAGCAAAACAAAAGUAGCCCAGGGCCAGAGCAGCCAACAGUUGAGUUUAAGCUUGGAGCGAAAAACCCAGACCCUGACGCUUCUCAGAAGAUUAUUAUAUGGAUAGACCCGUAUCCAAAGGUUGCACUUUAUGACAUUGCCCAAAAAUGUGAUGCCGGCAUGAGGGACAGACCUAUUGAGCGGGUUCCUGGGCCAGAAUAUCCCCACAGAGGACCUGAGCUUUGCGGAGACAAGAGAAUAAAGCUCGGGGACAGUGGGGAGGAGGGGAGUUUGCCAUCCACUCCAGAUUUAGAAAGCAUCAUUUGCAAAAACCCAAUAACAAGUGACUCUAAAAUCCAAGAGAAAACACACUCCUGUGAGUCUCAUGACAGCCAGUCCGGUUCAGAGCGUGUUAGAGGUGUUGCGAGCAGCUGCACCUUUGGCCCAGAUGUGACAGUAAACAGUAUCCACGAGAAACAGUUCUCUGAAACCGAGAGUCCCACUGAUCCGUUCUCUCCGAGCGCCGAGUUGGACACCGGUGAACCAGAGUCAUUCACUUGCCAAAGAGUGAGGGUCUAUUCAAGAAAAAUCCACUCUUCAUGUACACGCACGUACAUGCCCUGGCCCUUCUCCAAGAGCAGCUGGACUCUGACUUCCCAUGCUGAGACCACAGCCCACCAUGCAGAGUAUUUCGAUCCGUUCACUAAAGAUAACUGUUUCUCUUCAGUGAAUCAAAAUCAGUCGGAUUUAUCAAGCAAGAGAACCAAUGAUGUGAUUCCACAUCUGCCCGCAGACCUUUCUACUGAUGGCCUGACCCAUCUCAUUUCUCAUCACAAUGAAAAUAAGAAAGAGCAUGAUGGAAAAUGCUUUUUAGCAGAGAGAAAUGGGGUAGCACAAGGCGAUAUGUCUUCAUACUCCUCAGAAAGAAGAGACAUGGAGUUCGCGCCUCAUUUAAUGGACGCUGAAGAAUCAAAGGCCAGCCUUUCUUCAGAUACAGCUUCAUUAUCCAUUCCAAGUCAGCAUGGGGCAGUCUCACCCUCAUCUUCAGUGGUCAGUGGACCUAAAACUGACAGCUCCAUGUCCACCCCUUCCCCCACAUCACUUGGCCUGAUAAACUGGGAUACUGCCACCACUAUGUCAUCUCCGUUCACGCUUAGUGGUUUGAGCAGACUCUCAAACCUGCCGCCUUCAUUGUUCUUGCCGAACACAGUCACAAGAAUUGAGUUCGCUGAGGCUCAUUCCGCCGGCACAUCACCAGGGCCACCUUCACCCACAUGUGCGAUCAAAUCUGUUGCAAAGCCACUCCCCACCUGUGAACGCACCCCAAUGAUUUCAUGUCACACUUCUGAAUCCUUCCCUUCACCUGAAUUAUCGCUCACCCUCCUCCCUCAAGAGGAACGAGAUAGUGAUGGAGAACUUCUUACCGACAGGUUCCCACCAAAACUUGAGCCCUUUUAUAACACAAGCCCCUAUAAUCCUCUCGCGCCCGUGAAAGAGAGGUCUUUGCACAACGUCUCUACAGAAAACUGUGUAGAAAAUGACUCGAUAAAAAAGUUCAUGCUCCCACCAGUGCUCUCUCCUGUCACGUCACCAAAACGGCAUUCGCCAAGAAGUAUUCUCCCAGGCUUAAGCUCAGACUCUUCAGAUGAAGAGCCACUUUCCCAGGAGGAGGAGGAGGAGGAAAUAAGCAAAGAACCAAUUAAACACAAAAUGUUAAUUGAAUUUAACAGUCCACACAUUGUCAAUGACAAAACUGAAAACUUAGAGGAUGGUCUUGAACAUGUUAGUAAAGGUAUUGAAGGUGUCUCAAGGGUAUUCAAAACUCUGAAUACAGUAAGGAGUGAACUGCAGUCUUCGCCCUGCAAUGAUGAAGAUUCAGACAAUGAUGGCGAUGAAGAAGAAGAAGAAGAAAGCCAAAAUGAAACUGAUUAUGAGGAGGAUUUCGAGCAGGUUAACAAAGUUCACUCAGACACUAAAAUAACGGCAACGCGUUGCCUGGAUUCUCUGGCAAGCGAUCAGGAUGAUGGUGGAGCCUACAGUGAUGAGGAGCGGCCAUGUUCAUUCAGAGAAGAAGCGUCAAGUCCGUGCAACUCAGCAGGUGGUGAAACGGAUCAAAUGUCCUCUGAGGACAUUUUAACGGAGUUCACAGCUUAUGAACAGGACAUUCUGCUUGUUGAUGUGAUCCAGGACGACCCAGAGCUCUUUGAAAACUUGCCCCAGAGAAGUAUACUGAAACUGGGGCCCAUCAGGGAUAUUAAAGCCUCCAAAAGCAGACCUAUUGAAGUGGUUAAAACACUGUUCGCUAAGAAAGACGGCGCGCCAAUUAAUUCAGGAAAAAGAUUGACUCCAGUUAAUAUUGAUUUUCAAUGUGACAGUCCUGAUAACAUGGAUGAGAGCAGCAGCAGGUCAUGGAGACCUCAGAGUAACGGCAACCCCACCACAAAGCAAAGCAGCUCAUGGACUGACCAAGAAAAGCAUACCAAAACCUGGGAUCAGUAUGAUGCCAACAACAAUCAUGUAAACGGAGGCCUGGAAAGGAUCACACCCCCCCUCAAGACCGUGACCUCACAGCAUAAUCACAUCCCUACUCUGAAGACCAUAAAAAAUGGGCCAAGGAACACAAACCCAGCAAACGUGGUAGAGUUAAGGCGCCAGCAGUCUAAUUCUUACUGCAGGCAAUACUUCAGUGAGUCGCUGUGCUGUAGGUUCAAGAUGUGUUGGUUCCUGCAUGUACCUGUGGAUGGGGAUGAAAAGUUUUGCAUUGAAACUGUGAUACGGUUCACCAAAAAUCCAAUUUGCCUUCAAAGAGCAGGAGCUGUGUUCACAGGCUACUACCAGAACAACCCACCAGGAGUGUAUUUUUCUAAGCCAGUGCUGUUAUCACUCCUCUGGGCUCUGCUCAAAGCUGGCAUGGUGUCUGACAUCUUCUCAGUCCUCAGCAUCAGCUUGGCCCACAAGAUAGUGCCUGGACAUGAGUUCCUGUUGGCCCUCUUCAACUACGUGAGAGAAAAGAGUCUCAUUGGUCUUUUGCCUGAACUCAUGCAACUCACACUUAAGUUGGCGAGUGCAGGCCUGGUGCUGAAUUUGGACUGCCUGGACUGUGUAAAACACACUCCAGAGUUCCAGCAAACAAACUCUCAUGUUUCAGGGUCUGGCAGUGGCACCCACAAACUAUCCGCCAGUGCCCCCUUUCCAGAGUACUUGAAUUGGGCCCAUUCUAUCGUGGAAAUAGAGCUUUGUGCCAAGCAAGAGGACUGGAGGCGGAUGGGGGAGGUUUUCAGGUCCAUCUGCCAAUCCAGCCAGCGCCCCAACCAAGUGGAGCGAAUCAGUGGGCGUAUAACUAUAGCGCUGCUGUCUGAGAGCAAAGACAAGCUGUCACUGCCCUUUGCUGCAUUUGCUGAGACUGUUUGUCAGAAUGAAGAGGAGGAAGGCCUGAACAGGAGUUUUUUGGGCAGAAUUGGAGUCUCUCUCAUGUUAAGAUACCACAAAACACAUCAGUGGGCCAAGGGUCGCAGGGUGGUGGAGGUGCUGUCAAAUUGCAAAGUAAACUACUCCAACCUGAAGGGAUUGUUUGGGAAUGAAGAUGCAACAUCUCGCUGCUUCCUGGUCACUGUGGCUACUGAGCUCUACCUGCUGAGUGGAAGCGUGGAGGGAGCUCUAAACACACUGAGAGAAAACAAAUGGUUUGUGAGUUCAUCUGCGUGGCCGUGUGAGCCUGCUGAUCUGGAGAGCAGGACUCGUGUGUUGAUGCGUCUGGCUGAAAAGUCUUCUCACAGAGACUCGCUGGAUGUCCUCAGUAAUCUCCCAGGACUGAAAGAGUCAAACAACUUGGUCGAUAUCUCCAUGUAUGCUCCUCUGUUUAACUCUCACCUGCAAGUGUGCUUGGACAGACAGACACUUCCCGUAGCUUCAGAUACGGUCGACUUCAUGUGCUCUAAAAACCUGGCAGUGGAUCAAACUAUGCUACAGAAACUUUUACACAAACUAGGCAAGCAGAACCUCUGGCUGCGUGCACGAGAAGUCUUCAGACACUCUCUCAGUGUGGGGUACUACCCAGGUGUGUCGGCUCCUCCUGGUUUCAUGUCACUGAACGUACCCUGCCGACUCGGGGAGGUGGAGCUGGCUCUCUCCUUUGAGAUGUUCAUCACUGUCAAUACAACUGACCUCCUCCACCUGCCAGAGAACACCACCUCCUGUCUCAGCAUCACUCUCAAAAGGACUCAAAGCUGUGAGAGCGAGUACCUUGCCGCUAGCAGUCGCCUUCUCUCUGCAGCUUGCAUCCCUCAUCCCAAACUCGAUGUUCUCUACACAGCUGUGAACUCUUCACAGGAGCAAGUUUUCACCCUCGAUAUUGCCUCUGCUCGAGCUUGGCUCCGUCAGAAUCAUUUGUGGGCCCAUGAGGUGUGGACGCACUGAACGAAGCGCUGAACCAAGCCCCUUUAGUCCCUCAAGUACUUCACCUUCCAUUCCAUUGAAACUUCUAUUUCCAGAGACAACGUUGACUCUUCGGGGGGAAAAAAUGGAUGAAAUCAGGAAAACCAAUGCAUGUGUAUUUCUGUUGGCUGUAUAUUUGUUACACUAAAAUUCAUAUUUCAAUUUGAUUAAGAAUCAGACAUUCCGACCAAUCCCAGUGACUGACGCCAGAACUUUACACCAAGCUAAUAACUUAUUUUUGUUCCUGUUUGUUUUUAUAAUAUGUUGAAGGGUUGCUUUUGUUUAUUCCUUGUUUCCUGGGGACUUCAUGAAGGUGAUUUGUCUUUGAUUAAUGUAACUCAAUGUUUUUGUGAUUUAGUAUUUGAAAAAAAAUAACACUUCUAUUGAGGAAAAGAGCCCAGCAUAAUAACUAAUAUCAGGUUAGUAUUUUUGGUUUAUAACAUAAAUGUAAAUAACAUGAGUGUGAUAUUUAAAAUGGUGUUUAGUCUUUGACAGUAUUACGUUGCUGUAUUGUACUAGACUGUCAGAACCUCCAUUGUUGCUUGUUCUAGAGCUGCCAUUUACAUUUCAUUUGUAUGUAGUUUUACAUAAACCAAAAAAGUUGUUCUGCUCCAAGAAGUUUGACUCUGUAUUGUUUCUUCUAUAAAUAUCAUCAGACUAUUACCAUAAACUAAUGUUCAUUUCUAAUUUUGGGAUUA
Labrus bergylta (ballan wrasse) is the source of this 5248-nucleotide messenger RNA. The record is from RefSeq and is a predicted model, not a curated record. NCBI's taxonomy places the organism in Eukaryota, Metazoa, Chordata, Actinopteri, Labriformes, Labridae.